Molecule: messenger RNA, 2049 nt
Organism: Nematolebias whitei (Rio pearlfish)
Lineage: Eukaryota; Metazoa; Chordata; Actinopteri; Cyprinodontiformes; Rivulidae
Gene: myb
Product: v-myb avian myeloblastosis viral oncogene homolog
Exons: 15
Coding region: 76-1884 (602 amino acids)
Biological process (GO): regulation of DNA-templated transcription
Cellular component (GO): nucleus
Molecular function (GO): DNA-binding transcription factor activity, RNA polymerase II-specific; RNA polymerase II cis-regulatory region sequence-specific DNA binding
Source: RefSeq, a predicted model, not a curated record
CGCAGGGAGAACAAACUCAGCGCAGACAGCGAAAGUACUCGCUCGGCUCAACCUGCUGCCUGUCCGGACUCUAUCAUGACUCGGCGGCCGAGAAACAGUGUUUACAGCAGCGAGGAAGAUGAGGAGGAGACAGAUAUGUACGAACAUGACUAUGAUGGGUCGGUGGCCAAGACAGGGAAACGCCACCUUGGCAAAACCCGCUGGACACGAGAAGAGGAUGAGAAGCUGAAGAAACUUGUUGAGCUUCAUGGAUCAGAAGAUUGGAAACUCAUUGCAAGCCUGUUAAGUAACCGUACAGAUGUGCAGUGCCAACACAGGUGGCAGAAGGUUCUCAACCCAGAACUCAUUAAAGGACCCUGGACCAAAGAGGAGGACCAGCGGGUGAUAGAGCUUGUCCAGAAGUACGGAGCCAAGCGUUGGUCCGUCAUCGCCAAACACCUUAAGGGACGAAUAGGCAAACAGUGCCGCGAGCGCUGGCACAACCACCUGAACCCAGAGGUGAAGAAGACUUCGUGGACCGAAGAGGAGGACAGGAUCAUCUACCAGGCGCACGAGAAGCUUGGGAACCGUUGGGCCGAGAUCGCCAAGCUCCUUCCCGGCAGGACUGACAACGCCAUAAAGAACCACUGGAAUUCCACCAUGAGGCGGAAGGUGGAGCAGGAGGGCUACCUGCAGAGCGCGCUGAAGACCGGCAGCUCCUCGCUGUCCAUCAGCCACGGCUACGUCAAGUCCACCAACCACAUCAUGAGUUUCCCCCACCACUCACCCAAUCACGCACAGCUGUCUCCCGUGUCGCCACUAAACUACACCUACAUGUCUGACACACACAGAGUGCCCUUCCCAAUGGCAUUACACCUAAACAUCCUGAACAUCUCCCAGCAUGGAACCGCUGCCAUACAAAGACACUAUAGUGAGGAGGACCCUGAGAAGGAGCAGAGAGUGAAAGAGAUCGAACUGCUGCUCAUGUCGACAGAAAACGAGCUGAAAGGCCAACCAGCACUACCAAUGAAUUUGAAUUUUCCGAGCUGGGCCAGUCAGAGCUCUGUGGUCAGCAGCUCGGAUGGUGCAGCGAUGUCUUUACCUCAUCAUCAGGCAGCCGCCCCGGCCCUGCCUCACGACCAGAGCUGCCUGCCGGAGGAGAGCGCCUCAGCAACACGUGCCCACAGCAACAACACAAGCAGCAGCAGCAGCAGCCAUCACAGCAGUCCAACAUUCUCAAAUACGUCUCCAGACUUCAUGGAAUCCGUCAUCGAUUUAUUUCUCAACCAGUCGAUGAGCUCAGAGCACUCUGACGACAGUUUACGAAUGAGCAUGCCUGUGGACUCCAAGCCUCUCAUCGACCACUCUGUCAGGCCUCAGAAGGAGAACGAAAUAUUCCGAACUCCGAACAUCCGCCGAUCAAUCCUCGAGUCGAGUCCGUGCACGCCCACACCAUUCAGAUCCAGUCUGGCUUUUCAGGAGGCCAAGUACGGACCCCUCAAACUAAUGGGUACAGCUUUGGAGCAGCAGAUGGCUGUGUCUAUCAAGCAGGAGCCGAUGGAGUGUGCCAUUGACCAGCCUCCUCUGAAGAAGAUCAAACAGGAGGUGGAGUCCCCACGUGAGAGGAGCCCCUGCAUGCAGUGGGAAGGACAGGAACUCAACACACAACUCUUCUCCCCCAACUCCUCUGCACAGGAAGUACCUGAUCUGCUCACGAGCUCAUUGCUGAGUGAUGAGGGACACAAAACCUACCACGUUCCUCACAGAGGCAUGCACAGCCCACUACAGCAGCAGCUGCAGCUCAGUUCCUGGGAGCAGGCGACCUGUGGGAAAACAGAGGAGCACGCCUCAGAGCAGAGCAACAAGUACAUCAACACUUACCCUACGAGGACACUGGUGAUGUAGACAGAGACCGAUCUGGAAACAUCAACGCUCGCUGCGCUGGACACGGCGUCGCAGGUUUCAUUUUUGUUGUGGUACAACAGUUGGGAGAGGCUUCACGCCACCAGUGUUUUUACACUUAAACUUGUUGGAUUUCAACCAGCAAAAAACUACAUCUUCAAAAAAAAC